Messenger RNA from Angiostrongylus costaricensis, 390 nucleotides. NCBI's taxonomy places the organism in Eukaryota, Metazoa, Nematoda, Chromadorea, Rhabditida, Metastrongylidae. The record is from the annotation of a GenBank genome assembly.
AUGGAGAAUUCGCUACCUUCUUUCAAGGAUUGUGUAUAUCGAACCCGAGGUCGAAGCGCUUGGGUUGCGACAGUGGACUUGGACGAGCGCAUUAACAUAAAUGGAGGCGCUACCAUCACAGCCAAGAACCAUGGGGAGUUGCGAUUCCGGUGCCGUUGGGUAUUGCGAACUGAGGAAACCCCGAUCGAUCCAGAGACGUGGCGAUUAAACGAUCCGCUACUUCCGAUGGCCGAAUGGCACAACACCAGUCAUGUUGCACCAGUGAACCAUACAACAAAAAGCAUUAUACAACCAAAGAAGGUUGAGAGCAUGGGUGUUCACCAAGUUCUCCGUUUCGCUCCCGGUGCUCGCCUAUACCUAGUUCCACCGGAAGAUGCAGUGAUCAGGUGA